GAUCGACAAUACAAAAGCACCACCUCAGCUUCAUUUCCUCCCAACCCACCUUUCGAAAGAUCGUCACAUUAUCGCAUCAUCACAACAUGCCCUGGUCCCUUGCCAUCCCCCAGCCGGUGUUUGCCUCGCCCAUUCUCUCCGUGGGACUCCCCAUCACCACUGGAUCCCUUGUUGGCUAUCUGGUCAACCGCCGAGGCACCAAAGACAAAUAUUACGCUCUUCGUCAACCUCCUCUGUAUCCUCCUCCAUGGCUGUUUGCGCCCGUAUGGACUACCUUAUACGGGAUGAUGGGCUACGCUGCCCACCAUGCAUUCACCACCGCAUCUCCCGCUGUCGAUGACCUCACCACCACCGGACAGACUCUCUACACUACACAACUCGUCCUGAACAAUAUCUGGAUGCCACUGUUCUUCGGGAUGCGACGACCAGCGCUGGCGUUGGCUGACAUUCUGCUUCUGGGAGGAAAUGUAGCGGCGUUGAUGGGGGUUUGGUGGAAGACGGAUAAAACGGCGUUUUGGUUGAUGGCACCGUAUGCGGCCUGGUUGGGAUAUGCAACAUAUUUGAAUGCGAGCUUGGGAGUGUUGAAUGACUGGACGAUUGGGAAGAAGAAGGAGUAAUCUGAUACAGAUUAAUGUAUAGAUGCUAUAACUCAGAUGAAACCGUGUUUCUGCAUGGUUUCAUCUAUCUUUAUUAUACUUCAAUAGUCUGUCAUAACAGGGGCAUUAUGCAGAAUAAUAUUAUAGUGCUAGAUAAGAAGAGUCAGCACCUUAUCCACCGAUACAACCGAGUAUUAAUAGCAGUCCAGACUCGUCCACUGUUUGGGUCUGGCCCAACUGAGUUUGAGCAAGAUGAGAGGCC
Molecule: messenger RNA, 858 nt
Organism: Aspergillus wentii DTO 134E9
Lineage: Eukaryota; Fungi; Ascomycota; Eurotiomycetes; Eurotiales; Aspergillaceae
Product: TspO/MBR family protein
Exons: 2
Coding region: 87-617 (176 amino acids)
Cellular component (GO): mitochondrial outer membrane
Source: RefSeq, a predicted model, not a curated record